Colletotrichum destructivum is the source of this 2028-nucleotide messenger RNA. RefSeq names its product Putative mei2-like RNA recognition, nucleotide-binding alpha-beta plait domain superfamily. The record is from RefSeq and is a predicted model, not a curated record. The transcript has 10 exons. Gene Ontology annotation, molecular function: nucleic acid binding. Lineage: Eukaryota; Fungi; Ascomycota; Sordariomycetes; Glomerellales; Glomerellaceae. Bases 1 to 2028 code for a protein of 675 amino acids.
AUGUUCAAUCCAUCGUCUCCACACUCCUCUAUCGGAGGUGGCGAGUCCUUCAAAGGAACGCCUGACACGAGAUUGACUGCUUUCUCUCCGGAUGAGGGUUCCUCCAGAUCGUCACGUUUCCUGAAACCUAUGUCACAAGACUCACUCGGGGCUACUCCUUCAAGGUUUCCCACAGGCGCCUUUGGUAGCGUUAUCUCCACUGCUGAGAGAGACCCUUUCGUCACCGCAAGCUCUGCUUCUGGCCGUCAAAAGCUGUCGCCCACUGCCUCUGCCUUUCAGCCUCUCUCGACCCCCCUUGAGAGAAACACAGACUUCAGCACCCCUGAUCACAUUCAAGAGUCGUUCUCGCCGGAUCGGAAGUACGAGACUGCAUUGUCACGAUGUCUCAACAUUGGUUCACCUCAUCGAAAUCUUGGCAUGGCCGACCUGAACGCAUGUUUUUCAAAACUGCACCGACUCGGCCUCUUAGUUCAGGAACCAAUCCAGGUUCAAUGCAAGGGAGGCAGACUCUCUAUCCAGUUCAGUGAUAUCCGCGAUGCUGUUCUCAUCCAUGACAACGUCCAUCGGGCCGAGGCGGAUUUUGAAGCCGAGUAUCUGUCAGAUGGCAAUUUCACUGAGGUACACCUUCUUGAUCCCUUCACUGAUAUCUGUUCUCUAAUCUCUGCGCAGCACAUGUACCGGGUUCCCAACAAACUCGGGCCCUGGCUAUCUCUUGUUGCUUCAGCCACAUCCUUGGGCCUGCUGGAUGCGAACGCCGUUGAAGUAGCCGUCAAGCGCAUGCUGCAGUCACAGGGUCAACUCUCUGCGUUCUACGUGCAUCAAGAUCAUGAUCCAGUGGUGUUCAAGGCUUUCGUCCAAUUCGAGGACCCGUCUAAAACCAUAUCAGCAGUGGAUGCUCUUGACAACAGAGUCGUCGAGGGAGCACAUAUAACGGUAUCGCUCGUGGAUGCCGGUGACCUCUUUCAGACGCCCCAAGAUACCAGAGAUAUCACAGCCGACGGCCUCAGCCACAACAUACCUGUUGAUCUGACAAACGCUCUCCAGGCAAUGGCUCUAUCCAAACCGGCCCCUCCGAUGCAUCUGGUGGGCCAUGCAACGCCCAUGUCCGGACCCAACACUCCCUACUCGACUCACGGAAUUCAGGUCCCUCCUUUUGCGAUGUGGCCCAUACUCUGUCAGUCGCAGUUUCAGCCGAGCGGUGCCUACGUGCUCAACGACGGCCACCGUCUACCGCUGCCGCCUCUUAUGCCCAACUCCGCUAGGUACCAGCUUAAUAACCCCAUGUCCAUUCAGUCUUCCCGCAGCAUUUCCACGACGAGUUCCUUCCACUCCGGCGUGAGAGGCGAGCCCCGCAGACAGAACGCAGCUCGGGUCAACAGGUCGCCCUACUACAAUGUUGCGAGUCACCACAAUCAUGUCGAUGUGAACCGUAUCCGGGAAGGAACAGAUGUUCGCACAACGAUCAUGCUUCGCAACAUUCCAAACAAAGUUGACCAGGCGAUGCUCAAGAGAAUUGUUGACGAGUCCAGCUGGGGCAAGUAUGACUUCAUGUAUCUGCGAAUUGAUUUUGCAAAUGACUGCAAUGUCGGAUAUGCGUUCAUAAACUUCGUUGACUUUGUCAACAUCAGAGGUAACCAAAGAUGGAAUUGUUUCAAGAGCGACAAGGUCGCCGAGAUUUCCUAUGCUACUAUCCAGGGCAAAGACUGUCUCGUUCAAAAAUUCAGGAACAGCUCCGUGAUGUUGGAAGCCGCGCACUAUCGCCCAAAGUUAUUCUACACCUCCAAUGGACCAGUUCCUGAUCUGGCGGGAGAGGAGGAACCGUUUCCGCGGCCAGAUAACCAGUCCAAGAUGAAGCGAAGCUGUGAAAAUGCUGAGCACGUUGGGCUUUUCACACCGAACGCUGGUCAGCAUUUCCGUGACGAACAGCGUCGCCGGCGCUCGCAGUACGACCGAGGUACGAGACUGGCCGCGCUCGAGGAGCAUGACUUCGAAGCCUCGAUGCAGUCGUACAUGUACCAUUCACAGUAG